AUAUUUAAGUUUGUACAAAUUCCUUCAUUUAAUAUAUAUUAAACAGAUAUAAAUUAUAAAUUUUGCAAUAAAAAGAGCAUAAAAAGUGGUGUUGUGCAACGUGUCCAUUUAGAAUGAAAAGAAGGGAAUGUGAGAACAAAAUUCCAAAAAGAAAACAAGUUUCGUGCAUACCUUUGUAAAAGUGAACCUACGCUUUUAUUUUCCAAUUGGUUUUUAACUUCGUCUUUCUAUUAAGUGAAGAACAGGACAGAACAGAAAUUCCAAUAAGCAAAAUGAGAAAGUGGCGCCCGGAAAUAUUGUCAUAAAUUCCCUACAUAUAAAUAAUAGUAUAAAUUUAAAUAUCCUAAAUUAAUUGCAUCGAAAAGAAUACAAGAUUCUGGAACGAAAAAAGUAAGCAGCGCUCCAGACGGUAGUGUUACAACACAGUUUAUAAUAAUGGCGACAUCACCACGCUCCGUUGACACAAUAUCACUAUGUUCCACCGUUUCCAGUUGCCCGGAUCGCAACGGUUUUUACGGYGGCUUUCAGCGCACAGAAAAACCUAAAGAACCACUCUCGAAAGCACAAAUCAUCGCGAGAGAAAAGAAGUGGUUGUAUAUGAUUGAUAAUUGGUCAUUGUAUAUGUCCAAAAAUUACAAAAAGAUUCGUGAUCGUUGUCGCAAAGGUAUACCAAAAUCGGUUCGCCCACGAGCUUGGUUCUAUCUUUCUGGUGCUUAUUUAUUAAAAAAGAAAAAUCCUACAGUCUACAAAGAACUACUUGAACAGCCCGGUAAUCCACAUGUAAUCGAAGAGAUAAAAAAAGACAAACAUCGGCAAUUUCCAUUUCAUGAAAUGUUUUUGGAUGAGGAUAAAGUUGGACAAAUYGAAUUAUUUAAUGUACUAAAAGCGUAUUCAAUAUACAAUCCGAAAGUGGGCUUUUGUCAGGCGCAAGCGCCCAUUGCUGCCUUCCUGCUUAUGCACCUACCGGCAGAAGAUGCGUUUUGGGUGUUUGUUAGYGUUUGUGAUGUUUACUUAGAAGACUACUUCAUUACUGGUCUUGAGGUGCUGCAAAACGAUGCUGGCAUACUGGAGGGGCUYCUCAAAAAAACUUGUCCACCCGCAUACCGUCACCUGCAAAAGCACAAAGUCGAACCCUUACUCUAUAUGACCGAUUGGUUUCUGUGCGCUAUGACAAGAACAUUACCAUGGGAAACACUGUUGCGAGUUUGGGAUUGCUUUCUCGCCGAAGGCAUACGUGUCAUCUUCAAAGUAGCACUAGUGAUAAUUGGUGCUUCACUAAAUCAACACAAAGUUCGCAAACAAUGUAAUGGACUUUGUGAAACAUUAGAGGUGCUACGCUCACCACCUGAGCAUGUGCUCGAAGAGGAUUUUAUUAUCAAUAAUAUACAAAGGCUAAAUUUACGUGUCGAGGAUUUUCAAAUCGAGCAUACGCGACAAAAAAAUCGACGAGCCAAACAGAAAGCUAUGCAAGAGGCAGCUGCAGCGACGACGGCAUCCACAUCACACGGCAGUGCUGUGAGUAGCAGUAGUAGUGGUGCGGGCGGUAGUAAUGGCUAUAGGCUGUAAUGUUAGCACAAAGUGCUUAAAACCGGCAAAAGUGGAAAACUGUGUAAAUCAUAGAAUAAAGCAUUAAACCCACAGCCGAGUUAAGUGAGGAGUUCUGACUUUGCACCAAGCUAUGUGCAUGUAUGUAGUUGUAAAAGUUUUCCGUCCUUUACUUGGUUGUGGGAAUAUUUUGUCCCUUUUGGUAGCAAUUUUUUAAGGGUGCUAAGCAUUCACACUCAAAGUUGUUUUUUAUUGAUAAUAUUUUAGUAGAUAAGCAGUGAACAGAAAUAUAAAUUGAAUAGUGAACAUAAUAUUAAGAUAAUGAAACGACUAACCGAAAGUUUYAAAUUGAACGCACAGUAUAGAGAAAAGAAUUGCGAGUUACAGGCAAGUCUUGAAAGUACAUACACACAAUUUAACAGACACAAUAUUAAACUAACAAUUCCAUAUGCAGCUAUCAUGAUGCCUUGAUCUUUUAUUAUUUUGAAAUAUCGAAUAUCGAAUUAAAAUUGCACAAAAUAUAUUUAGGGCACCAAUUUAAUUUCAUGUGGCAUUUAUGUAAUAGCGACAAAGUGGCAGUUGUUUAAUGCGAUAAAAGAGUAAACAGUCGUUGAGUACCACUGAAAAUUGUCUCGAGCAGUUGCAACUUUGUAGCAAAAUAAAUUGCAUAUAAGAAUGAACAGCUCUUUUGCGACAUUGCCAUUUUCCGAAGCUUCCAAUAAAUGCGAUAAGUUUGCGACGUUAAAAAAGUAUCGCUUCUGUUUCCAUUUUCAUAGAAAGCACAAGUGGGAGCUAAAUGACACGUUACUUGAAAUUAUUUGAAUAUAAAUAUUACAUAUCAGACAAAGAAGAAGGACAGACAUCACAAUGCACAGGCGCUAGCAUUAUGCGCACGCGCAAUGAAUAUUUAACAUUGCUCAUACAUUCGAACAUGUGUUUGAUUUAGCCGUACUACGACUUUUUUUUUAAUAGUUUUCAUUUUGUAUACUCGCAAUUUGUAUGGAAAAUAUAUAUAAUUGCAUACUGUGCUUACUAAUGUUUAACUGUAUUUKUCUCAAUUCAGUGCAAAUAAAGUGUAUAGUGAGGUGAAAGAUUCAGCUUUGGUCAUUCCAAAAAGUUUAUGUCUUCGUAUUUCUUACUGUAAGAUUUUGCGUUACAAAUUUUCGUAUUUUAAUUAUCAGCUGUGUAAAUCAUAGCUAUGAAGUAAAAAUUAUUAUUAAUAAAAUUAUAAUUUAAACGAUAUGUAUAAUCAUAACUAUAUGCAGCUAUAUAGCUCUUAUAUGUAUGAAUAUACGCAUAGACAUAUACAUAUAAUAUAUAUUUAUAUAUUAGAAACUAAAUUCGUGCAAUUUAUCUGCUUACCUUCCAAAGGAAUACAAAUUAUUUAUAAACUAAGUAUUAAAUAUUUAUAUUAUUAAAACUACUACUACUAUUUUACCAAUCGUUGUGCAGCUAAGCAUUUUUUUGCUGCUUAUGUUAUAAUUUAUGCUUGUGAUUAAGACAGCCAUAAAAUAAUUUGUGUUUUCUUCUCGAUUUAAUUCGGUUUUGUAAGAAACAAGUUUUAUUUUUACAAUUAAAUAUGCAAAUUAGUUUAAAAAUAUAACAGUUUUUCAAUUCAUAUCCAACAAUUUCUUUAAUACUAAACCUUGGUCUUAAUACACAUUGAAGCACAAUCUCAAUGUUUUUUAAAUAAAAAAUAAAGCUGCUUACAUAAACAACGAAAAUUUAAUAUAAUAUAUAAUUCUUUAAGCAAGAAAAAGGCAAUUUAUAGGAAGGAAACGACAACUUAUCCUCAAAAAAUAUAACAUUAGCAGAGAAGAGGUAGGAAAAAAUGGUUGGUUUUUAAUAAAAAUGUAAAACUAAUAGUAUUUAUAUAUAUUAAAUUUGUAUAUAAGUAAUUGCAACAUUAUAUACAAGUUUACAUAUCUAUUCGUUCAUAAUCACACAUUUAUUAAACGAACUUAUAAAAAGCUUUAUUUAUUAACGAACACAAAUACAUACACCAUUUAUUUAUGUCUGAUUCUUCCAAAUUUUCAAGAAACCCUCUAAAUAAAAAUUAAAUUAUAAAUACAAAACACUGUUAAAUAUACAUAUUUAUUGUAAGUAUUAUUAUUAUUUUUUAACAAGUGUUUUGGCUUGUUUUCAUUAACUAUUUUAACCUAGUUGAAAAGGGCAGAAAUGUCACGCUUAUUCCAUUUUGAAUCCCUUAGCAGAAAACACAUUUUUGAAAAAAAAAAGUUAGCAAAAACUACACAAGCACUAACAGAAAUCAUACAUUCUCAUUAUCAUAUYCUCGUAAAAAUAACACAUUUACAAAGAAAAUAUAUGCACACAUACACAUAUAACACCCAACUGUGUAUGUACUUUCGGAAUUUACAAUUUUUAGAACAUACUAAGUGAUGAGUAAAAGAAUGCUUGUAACUGUGAAUUGAGAAUGAAACAUGUAUAAAUAUGCAGUUUAAUAAAAUGUGUAAUAUUUUGAAAACACAAA
Bactrocera latifrons is the source of this 4036-nucleotide messenger RNA. It is a transcript of the gene wkd, whose product is annotated as TBC1 domain family member 10A. The coding region runs from base 436 to 1566 and encodes 376 amino acids. The transcript has 4 exons. The record is from RefSeq and is a predicted model, not a curated record. Lineage: Eukaryota; Metazoa; Arthropoda; Insecta; Diptera; Tephritidae.